Messenger RNA from Lacerta agilis (Sand lizard), 1710 nucleotides. It is a transcript of the gene SLC25A51, whose product is annotated as solute carrier family 25 member 51. The coding region runs from base 221 to 1102 and encodes 293 amino acids. The transcript is spliced from 2 exons. Lineage: Eukaryota; Metazoa; Chordata; Lepidosauria; Squamata; Lacertidae. The record is from RefSeq and is a predicted model, not a curated record.
AAGGUCCUGUUCCCCGGCCGGUUCCCGCGGGGCUGCCGCUGUCAGAGCAGUUGCCGAGAGCGAGAGCGUUCCGCGCGGCGCUCCUUUGCACGCGGGGCCGGGCUGGGCGACAGGACGCGCACGCGCGUGCACGGGAGCGCGCGCGAUUGGGGGCAUCCUUUCGCCGCCAUGAAGCCCCGGCGGGAGAAGAGAAGUCAACUGUGAAGACAGAACAAGCAGCAUGAUGGAUUCAAAAGACCUUGUCCUUAACAAAUCAAAGGCAGACCAAGUCGGUCACCGCAUUGUAAAAGUUAGCUCAGGCAAACAUUACUUCUGUGGUUAUUGUGCCGCCAUCACAAAUGUCGCAGUCACCUUCCCUGUCCAGAAAGUCCUCUUUCGGCAGCAGUUAUAUGGCGUACGAACCAGAGAUGCAGUACGUCAGCUGCAGAAAGAUGGGCUCAGGAAUCUGUACCGUGGUAUCCUUCCACCGCUAAUGCAGAAGAGCACAACCCUGGCAAUAAUGUUCGGCCUGUAUGAGGACCUGUCUUCCGUACUCCUGAGGCACAUGAGUGCGCCUGAAAUUUUGACCCGGAGCUUGGCAGCUGUGCUCGCCGGGACCACGGAAGCGGUCCUGACCCCCUUUGAGCGCGUUCAGACACUUCUGCAGGACUACAAACAUCACGACAAAUUUACAAACACUUACCAGGCAUUCAGAGUUCUCCGAGACCAUGGGCCCAGGGAAUAUUACCGGGGGUUAGUGCCAAUCCUGCUCCGGAAUGGCCCUAGCAAUGCUCUCUUCUUCGGUCUCAGGGGACCUAUCAAGCAGUGUUUGCCUGAAGCCACAACUUACAGUACUCACUUGAUCAAUGAUUUUAUUUGUGGAGGUCUGUUGGGUGCUAUGCUGGGGUUCCUCUUUUUCCCACUGAAUGUUGUAAAAGCUCGCAUGCAGUCACAAAUUGGCGGGGAAUUCCAGUCUUUUUCCAAGGUUUUCAUGAAGAUUUGGCUGGAGCGUGACAGGAAACUGACGCACCUCUUCCGAGGUGCCCAUCUGAAUUAUCACCGGUCUCUGCUUUCUUGGGGAAUAAUCAAUGCAACGUAUGAAUUCUUGCUCAGAUUAUUGUGAAAAGUGCUUGUGAAGUUCAUUUUCUCAGUUGGGCGCCAGACAAAAACACAACUGUCAAUUUCCAGGGAGAAAUCAAACACACUGAUAACACUGAGCUCCAACAUAAUAGUUAAUUGGUAGGUAAAGAUGCCAGUUUUAUGCAGUGCCUACUUAGCUCAAAAUAUAAUUGUAUUCAGUCAUAUUAAUGGCCUUUCAAUCUGUGGGUGUGAGUGAACUGUAUGGCUAGAACAAUUGUUUGAAAAGUUUCCUCAGAUAUGUCUGAAGAUGGAUUCACCCAUGGUAUUUGCUCCAGAUCACCGUCAACUAUUUUCAACACUCCUGGUGAUCCCAAAAAUGCACUUUGAAGAAAUGUGUAAAUGGGCGGAAGACUGAUAUUUAAUUUGUUGCUUGGCCCUUUCGGAACAAACAGUGGCAUGCUGUAAUAAACUCCCAAGAUGCUUCAAGUCUCCCCUUCCCCAUUUUUUUUUAACUCUUUGAGACUGCCAAAUUUUGAAGAGAAAUCCUUUCCCCCAAACCUUAAGGUUCUGUAAAAGUUGUCAAAUAGCUUUUGCUAGACUGUUGAUACAAAUGACACCUUGUCGAGAUUUCGUUUUAAAUUUCAGAAACUG